CACGGAAACCUCGGGGCCCGCUUCUGGCAGGACCGUGUUGUUUGUGACAGCGAUGAAAAGAACACAACAGGUGACUUGCGCAAGACUGCACGAGGGCACCAUUUACAAGCAUUCGCUUGACUGGAACCACUAUGCGCUCUGUAAGCGAAUACUGUGGCUUCCCACGCAUCAAGAUAAACCUCACCGUUUGGCUCAUUACCACGGAAGCUUUACACGGCUGUAACAUCAUUCAAAUGCUGCAGGCAUUUCGUCAAGAGUACCAGAGGAAUACUGUCUAACAAGCUAAAGAUCGUGCGUUGCCAGUUCCUUAUUUAUUAAUUCGUGGAUAAAAGAACCAUAAUGGCAACAACGAAUACGAAAGUAUCCAUGAAAUCACUACAAAGAACAUCCAAUAAGGAAAUGCCUAGAGCGUCCCAAAUGAAUGAAGACGCCGUAUUGUCCUUACCGAGCCCUAAACAAAAGCCCCCUUUUACUGUCGCAGCUGCAAAGAAAUCCCAAACCGAAAGAAGCAAUCAGGAGGACUGCAAAGGUUUAUCAAAGCGAAAUCUUGUGCCGCCCCCAAUUGUUACAAUAACAGAGACUAUUGACAGACCUGACAUUGAAAAGCCUAUCAGUAAUGAGAAAGACCACAGUGAUGAGAAGUUUAUACGAAAGCCCUUAAAGCUGGCUCCACUGGACCUCCCAGAUGACGUGAAAAAGUCCCAGCUUGAAAAAAUUGCCGUCGGAUACAAGGUCGACGUUUCUCGCCCGGGGAAUCACAUGCCCGGGAGCGACUUGUCAAAAGCAUUCCAUGCACAGCGAAGGACUCUGGCUCCAUUAGUUUUGGACACGAUGGAAGAAAUGAAACGUAAGGAAAAGGCCUUGUUGGUUGUCCCAAAGGAAGAGACGAUUUUUCAAAACAAGCGCCACCUCGGCGCCGAAUUGAUGCCAGCGAGCAAAAGUCACUUUCUCCCGCAGAAGUCGGGGCCUGAGUUUUCACCGGGCGUUAAAACAGCGCGUGAAAUUAGAUUUCGGGAACCGCGUCAGAACGUUAAAGCUUGCGUAAAUAACGCAGCCGUCCCCCGCGAUGGUGCGCAUAGAUCUGACGCAUCACCAUCCCGUUGCAAAUUGGAGAUAGAGCGGGCGGGUCUCAGACAGGUUUCUGAAGCGACGAGAACCUCUGUGCAGCGAGUGAAUGCCGCCACUAACCCGCCAAAGACCAAUCGAUUCAAAUCAGUCGGGAAUAUAAUUGAGAAUCACACCCACUUCGAAGGGAAAGCCGGGUCAUCUAAGCGUACAGAAAGAGUCCUCAGCAAUGCAAAUAAACUGUUGGAGACGUCAUCAAAAGCACAGCUUGUCAAAAAGAACGGCGAUCAUGCAAAUUAAUCUCCAACCAGUGGAAGCAUCUGAAGACGAAUCCUAAUAGUUGCAGAAAACCGCGCUAAAUUGAUAACGUGAUUGUUUUGGUGCAUUUGCACAGUGCGCUCAUGCCACAGACAAAUCGAAUGUGCGUCAUGUUUAAAUUGACUGUUUAUUGACUUGACUUUGCUUUAUUUUAAAUGUUUGUUUAACGUUCACACGAGAUUAGUUUAACGUGUAUGCGUGUGCGUGUGUGAAACACAUGAGCGGUAGUGUAGCGGGUUAGCGCACUGCGCUACAAAAAGCCGGGAAUCAAAACUGGCGAGCCGGGUUUGAUUCCCCCUGCCAGCUAACACCAGUGACAAUUAUCUGAACCGGUCUCUGGGGCUUCCGUUAGUCGACUCAGCCGCGAAUGAGUAGCUGCUGGUGUGAUAUGUAAACAUGCUACUGAGAAGACAAAGGAAGCCAGGCGUGGUGCUGGCCACCCACCCCCUCGUGAAGCCUUGCCGACCUUCAUUGGUGCUCGCUAACAGCACUUGCCCCAACAGUCUGCUAAGGCUAUACGGGGGAUCUUUGGCUUUUUCAUUCGUGAGACUUGUUGUCCAAUGUUACAUGGACUUCGUGAAAAUAUCGUCUGGUAUGUAAAUGUAUCUGCUGCUGUAAAUGUUUUCACAAAUAUAUAUUGAACUAUUAAUAUCUGAAAUGCAAUAUACGUUUUUAAUGAUUACUUUUAGAAAUGUUUCGAUUUUUAAACUGCAAUAUGUCCAAUUCACAAAUUUACAUCAGUGUAUGGGUCGUGUUGGCUAUACACACAGGUAAAGUUCAUGUUUGUCCUACCAUAACAAAUGCUUUUCUUUGUUCCUUGAGCCCACUACAUCUACAUACCUCAGAUUAGCACGGUUAGCUACGUAGAGUGCGAAAUAAGUUCAACAUACGUACAUCUCCAGUACAAAUGUGAACAUAUUCU
This is a messenger RNA of Petromyzon marinus (sea lamprey), 2305 nucleotides long. Lineage: Eukaryota; Metazoa; Chordata; Hyperoartia; Petromyzontiformes; Petromyzontidae. The record is from RefSeq and is a predicted model, not a curated record.